CUUGUCAUCUACUGUCAAAUUGACAGUUUACUAUUAUCAAACACAUAAUAGGCAUAAUAGUGAAUUAUUUGCCUUUUGUUAAAUGCAAUACAACUUUACGUUAUGUAAUCUAGUUAAACUAGUGUUAGAAGUACCUGGUUGUAUAACUACUGAACUUGGGAAUUAAGUAAAUUCGCACCUAAAUGAGAUUUUUGGACCCAAAAUGAAUUAACAAGAAUAAUGUGGGUAACUUGGGAUCCAUUCCAAAUCGUCUAAAGUGGACGGACGUCCUCGUCAGCCAUGCUCAUCAAGGAAUAUCGUAUUCCUCUGCCUCUCACGGUGGAGGAAUAUCGAAUUGCUCAGCUCUAUAUGAUUGCUAAAAAAAGUCGGGAAGAGAGCAGUGGAGCGGGCAGCGGUGUCGAAAUUCUAGUCAAUGAACCUUACAAAGAUGGGCCUGGCGGACAAGGACAAUACACCCGUAAGAUAUAUCAUGUAGGGAGCCAUUUACCAGGAUGGCUGAAAGGCAUCCUCCCUAAAACCGCCCUGAUGGUCGAAGAAGAGGCCUGGAAUGCGUAUCCGUACACCAAAACGCGAUACACAUGUCCCUUUGUCGAAAAGUUCUCCCUUGAGAUCGAGACGUAUUAUUACCAAGAUAACGGACAUCAGGAAAAUGUGUUUAAUUUAACUGGCAGUGAUCUGAGGAAUAGAAUCGUCGAUGUGAUAGAUGUAGUGAAGGAUCAGUUGUAUGGUGCUGACUACGUCAAAAAUGAGGAUCCGGUUUAUUUCAAGUCGGAAAAGUCCGGCAGAGGGCCGUUAUCGGAAAAUUGGCUGGAGGAGUAUUGGAGGGAAGUCCAAGGAAAACAACAACCGUUACCUAAUGGAAAAUCUCUAAUGUGCGCUUAUAAAUUAUGUAGAGUGGAGUUUAGGUAUUGGGGGAUGCAGACGAAAAUUGAGAAAUUUAUUCACGAUAUAGCACUUCGGAAAACAAUGCUGAGGGCUCAUAGACAAGCCUGGGCUUGGCAAGACGAAUGGCAUGGUUUAACUAUGGAGGAUAUUAGGGAAAUAGAAAAACAGACGCAACUUGCAUUGAAGAGGAAAAUGGGACAGGUUGAGGACGAGGAAAUUGACGAAGAUGACAAUUUGAAUAACAGUACACCUAAAGAAGACCCAGUUAAAACACUAGCUGCAACCCUCGGCAGUAUAGAAGUAUCAGAAGACAGUCCCCUAAUGACUAAAAAUUCAAACAUUCCUUCAAUCCAAACCGCAAUUAGUUCCGAUGGUGAUUUAUCACCUGAAGAUGAAACAGGAUUGAAUUGCAAACGCGACGAGAAAUGGCAACGAGGUUUGCAUUCCCCAAGCUCGUCAUCUAUCAAAAGUUUCGAUUUGCAAGUGGCAAACUGGCGGAUAGAGAGUCUGGGACGCGACUCGGAAUCCGGCUCGGAUGAAGAGUUCUUCGACUGUGAAGAUUCAUCCUCGCUGGCAAAGUGGAGCUCUUUGGAUUUGUUAACUGAAGAAGACGCUGACACUACCUCACCGACGGUCGUGAUUGACAAAAACGACGACAGCAUAUUCUCGCCAACAUUCCUGCAACGCGUGGCAAGUGAACGCAGCAAUCGGAAGAUGAUGCAAAGAGGCAAAGUGAAUUCUCUCGAUGCGUCAUGUCCGGAGUCUCCGACUGCGUCUCCCGCACAUCUUCCAUGCAAUACCACAGUAUUAUUGUUAGUGCUUCACGCUGGAAGUGUCCUAGACGCGAAUAUCGACAUGGCUGCGAAGAAAUCCGAUGUUACCACCUUGCGUGGGGCCUUCGAAUCGGUUAUGCGACAGCAUUAUCCAUCGAUGCUGGGGCAUGUUGCGAUUCGAUUGGUCUCGUGUCCUUCUAUCUGCACUGAAGGCCUUGCAAUUCUUUCUAGUCUUAGUCCGUAUAGUUUCGAUGUUUCGCCUUCGUGCAUAGAUGUACCUCAAAUUACACACGACUCCAUUCCGAUUGGGGCUAUUCCAAUUUUGGCCACUUCGACUUCUGACUACCAAGAAGCUGUUUCACGGACAAUCAAUGCCGCAAAUGCCACUUAUCAAGAGUUCUUAAAGUCAGAUGAGGGCCAGGGUUUUGCCGGACAAGUGUGCAUUGUUGCCGAUUCUAUCGGUUCAAUAUUAGCCUAUGACGCGUUAUGUAGGUCGACUAAAUACCAGUCGAGGCAUGGUAGUGAGAACAGUAUUUUAGACAAUGAUAAUUACCACAAAGGCAAGUCAAAUUUUGGUGUUUCAACAUGUAAUGAUUGCUUUUUAGACGAGGUGCAAAUCAACGAAACUGGAUAUUUGACGGCACCUUCUCCUCGCAGAAGAUCUUCAUCGACAAGCGAUCAAUCCAAUCAGAUGAAAUUCGAGUUUGACACAACCGAUGUCUUCAUGUUUGGUAGUCCUCUAGCGUUAGUUUUAGCGUAUAGAAAAAUUGCAGCAACCGAUGAUAAAUCUAGUACCAUAACCCGUCCAAAUUGUGUGCAAGUUUACAAUUUGUUCCAUCCCACUGAUCCAGUAGCUGCACGUCUGGAACCACUUUUGUCGGCACGAUUUUCAAUACUGCCGCCGGUGAAUGUCGCUCGAUAUGCGAAGUAUCCCUUGGGAAAUGGGCAACCCUAUCAUUUACUCGAAAUUCUUCAAACUAAUCCUCAGAUGUUUAAUGAUUCUUCACAACAUAGACGAUUAUCUGAGGUUUCUAUACAAAGUACAGUUUCUGGAUUAAUUGAUAAUAUACCUCUUCAAGCUAUUAAUGCUUUGCAACAAAAAUGGUGGGGUGGAAAACGAAUGGAUUACGCGUUAUAUUGCCCGGAAGGCUUGUCAAACUUUCCCACCAACGCACUACCACACUUAUUCCAUGCAAGUUACUGGGAAAGUUGCGACGUGAUUGCUUUUAUUUUACGCCAAGUUGGCGGUAUUGAAGCUGCACCACUGUCAGGUGUUGAGGACAGAGAAUUAUGUUUCAAACCAGGACAACCUCGAGAGAAAUGGAUAAAAAAACGAACGUCGGUAAAAGUGAAAAAUGUCACAGCGAAUCAUCGGGCAAACGAUAUAAUCGUGCGAGAAGGGGCCCCUCAGGUGUUAUCAGCAAGGUUUAUGUACGGGCCACUCGAUAUGGUUGCGUUGACCGGCGAAAAAGUCGACAUUCAUGUAAUGAAGGAUGUGGCGAUAGGAGAAUGGGUUCAGAUAGCUACAGAAGUGACGGAUAAAACCGGAAGAAUUACUCAUACAAUUCCGGAAGAAAAAACAUUGGGUUACGGAUUAUAUCCUAUAAAGAUGGUGGUGAGGGGUGAUCACACUUCCGUCGACUUUUUUAUGGCUGUAGUUCCUCCAAAAACCGAAUGUGUGGUAUUUAGUAUUGAUGGCUCUUUUACUGCCAGUAUGUCGGUGACAGGAAGAGAUCCGAAAGUUAGGGCGGGGGCCGUCGAUGUCGUUAGACACUGGCAAGAACUUGGUUACCUCAUCGUUUACAUAACAGGACGACCUGACAUGCAACACCGAAGAGUUGUGUCAUGGUUAUCUCAACAUAAUUUUCCUCAUGGUCUCGUGUCGUUUGCUGAUGGUCUUUCAACUGAUCCUCUAGGACAUAAGGCUGCUUAUCUUAAUAACUUAAUCCAAAAUCAUGGUGUAAUUAUCCAUUGUGCAUACGGUAGUAGUAAAGACAUAAGUGUAUAUACCUCAGUCGGACUGAAACCCAAACAAAUUUUCAUUGUCGGUAAAGCAUCAAAGAAACAACAUGCUCAAGCAACAAUCCUAGUAGAUGGCUAUGCCGCCCAUCUUACCAUCUUGAUGGCCCACGGAGGCUCGCGGCCAGCUCAAGGCAAUGCCCGGAUGGUUUUACCACGGGGCUAUUUCGGUCUGCCAGGUCAAAGUUUUAAUCGAAGGAGAAGCCGUUCCGCAAAAAGAGCCACAUCUUAUCCGAUCGCCACCGAGGUUGUUACUCCACUGGAAAGAUCACUAAGUUCUCGACGGUAUCAAUUGCCAAAACCUACGCUUUCAACUAUUGGAAAUCAUAGUUCCGGAUAAAGUAGCUCCCAGCGAGCUUGAAAAUAUAUAUAGUAUUAUAAAAAACACUUAGAUCUUGCCAUUGUUUAUAUUUUUCUACCUUUAACACAGAAAAAAAUAUACUAUGAUUGAAAAGUGUUGUUGUCGGCUGUUACAUUGGAACAAAAGUAUUUUUUGUAACAUUGCGUUUCUGCUAUUGUUACAUACAAUGAACAAGUAAAAGGAAUAAAUAGAUUAUUAAUGUUGGCAAUUUUUCCUUUAUGUACUUACAUAUCUUUUUAUGUAAUUUUCUUUACGUAAUUACACAAAUGUGAUUAUAUACUGUUCCAGAAAGCGUAAUAUGUACUUAAAACUAAGGAAUAAUUAGAUAAUUUAAAUAAGAUAUAUCUAAAGAUGCUUGUUCAUUGUUAUAAAUGUGUUGUGUAAAUAACCAUUACUGUAAAAUAUAGAUAGAAAAAUAAUAAAAAGUAUAUUUUGAAA
Molecule: messenger RNA, 4476 nt
Organism: Tribolium madens (black flour beetle)
Lineage: Eukaryota; Metazoa; Arthropoda; Insecta; Coleoptera; Tenebrionidae
Gene: rdgB
Product: protein retinal degeneration B
Biological process (GO): phospholipid transport
Cellular component (GO): cytoplasm
Molecular function (GO): phosphatidylcholine intramembrane carrier activity; metal ion binding; phosphatidylinositol transfer activity
Source: RefSeq, a predicted model, not a curated record